Molecule: messenger RNA, 1701 nt
Organism: Stegastes partitus (bicolor damselfish)
Lineage: Eukaryota; Metazoa; Chordata; Actinopteri; Pomacentridae
Gene: efhc1
Product: EF-hand domain (C-terminal) containing 1
Exons: 10
Coding region: 1-1701 (566 amino acids)
Biological process (GO): mitotic spindle organization; mitotic cytokinesis; cilium-dependent cell motility
Cellular component (GO): axoneme; mitotic spindle
Molecular function (GO): alpha-tubulin binding
Source: RefSeq, a predicted model, not a curated record
AUGUCCUGGAGCUUGAACAACCACGGUUUACCGUUUUUACCGGGAUAUGCGUUUCGGGAUGUGACGAAGUCGUCCUUCCAUCGGCCUCAGACGCUGGACUUUAAGAAUGGCUUUCGACUGGCCCGUCGCCCCACCGUGGGCAUUGGCCAGGAUCCUCUUGUAUCAGAGCAGUUAACUCAACAGGAGAUCAGCGAGUUGUGCUUUCAGACACCAGAUGUGACUUACGGCUCCUCUCACCAGGCAGCAUGUGAAGACUUCAUCCCAGCUCACGUGGCCUUGGAUAAAAAGGUGCUGUGCUACGAUGCAUACUUUGUGGAGGACAUCCUGUAUUCCCCUGAAGAGGAGUACCGUGUGCGCCCUGUUGUCAUCUACUACUACCUCGAGGACGACACGAUGUGCAUCAUCGAGCCCACGGUGGCGGGGUCUGGGUUAUGGCAGGGGAUGAGGCUCAAACGCCAACAUUUUCCCAAGAAUGAACGCGGAGAGCAUUACCUGUGGAAAGACCUGAACCUGGGCGUGGACCUGGAGGUGUAUGGAGUCAAGUACCACAUCACACACUGUGAUGCCUUUACACAGAAGUUCAUGGAAAGUGAAGGCAUCAUUCUGAACGACCCUGAGCCAGUGCCAGUGGAUCCUUACAGCAAACGUCGCAGUCUCCCUCAGCCUCAGUACACUCCACCCUCCACAUCUGACCACAUGCAUCAGUUUCCCACCACGGAUGGUGAGGUGCUCUGUUUCGCUGCCCUGUGGGAUAACACUGACUCUCUGUACGGGGAGACCAGGCGCGUCACCAUCAAGUAUUACCUGGAGGACGACAAAGUGGAGAUCAGAGAGGUCGAGGAACCCAACAGUGGCCGGGCUCCCUUCAUAAUGCGCAGAAAGAGGUUACCCAAAAAGUUCAAGCCAGUGCCUUUUCCCAGCUGUGUGAUGGAGACCUCAGAGAAGGACGUAGAGGAGUAUUACUCACCCAAAGACUUUCAGUUAGGCCAAACGAUUAAGCUACUGGGCCGCUGCUUCCUGUUGUACGACUGCAAUCGCUUCACUAAAGAAUAUUACCAGAAGAACCACCCUGACAUGGAGCUGAAGUCCACGGAGCUGAAAUCCACGGAGCUGAAAUCAACGGAGCUGAAAUCCACGGAGCUACCAAAGAAGGAGGAAAAGAAAAAGGAGAUUCCUCCCUAUAAUGGUUUUGGUUCACUUGAGGACUCUGUCCAGAACUGCUUGUUUCUGACUCCUAAGCCUCCCAGAAUGGAUUACUUGAAGAUGCUGGAGAACGAUGGAAAAGUGUUGCACUACAGCGCCGAGCUGGACUCCCAGAAUCCUAAGGACGAAGGCCGACGCUUCAUACUGAGCUACUUCCUGUCCGAUGACAUGAUCAGUAUUUUUGAAAAGACCACCCGCAACUCCGGCAUCAUGGGUGGAAAGUUCUUGAAAAAGACCCGCAUCCCCAAACCGGGCUCCACUGUGGAACAUCCGGAGUUCUAUUCACCUGCAGACUUUGCUAUUGGAGCCACUGUGGAAGUUUUCAGUCACCGCUUCGUGUUGACCGACGCUGACCGCUUCGUGCUCACCUACCUGGAGUCCAUCUCGAGCCGGAUCCCUUCUCAGACGCUCGACUCUUUGCGACAGAAGUUUGGUGUCGGGAUCUCAAACCAGCAACCAGUUGACCAAAACGGAGAAGCUGCAGAACCUUCUUCAUGA